Suillus paluster is the source of this 406-nucleotide messenger RNA. RefSeq lists its product as uncharacterized. The coding region runs from base 102 to 341 and encodes 79 amino acids. The transcript is spliced from 4 exons. The record is from RefSeq and is a predicted model, not a curated record. NCBI's taxonomy places the organism in Eukaryota, Fungi, Basidiomycota, Agaricomycetes, Boletales, Suillaceae.
GGUAUUUGUCUGAAGCAGGGAUGGGGGUGGGACGCUCUCGCACCCCAGGAGGCAAUUAUUGGCUCCCGCAUGGACAUCUCGAGGUACUGUACUGUUACCUUAUGUCAUUUUUUAUGCUAGUUUUUGAUCGCAAGUCGACAGGGGCCUGUCGCAGAUGGGCCUUAGUCGCCCUGACGGAAACCCUAGUAUUCCUAUUUGUCUAUAUAAGUAACUGCUUCUUCCCCACUUGUCUCUCACUACCUACUCGUCUCUCACUAUCGUCUUGGUUGCCCUCAUCCCCUGACCUCGUCAGUGACCAAACUCGGGGUCAUGUUAUCCGACCAGGCAGCUCUGUGGCUUGAACGAUCUCGUCUUGAUGGAAUGGUCUUAGGGGGUGUAUCCUACGGCAUAUACUUUUUCCUUACAG